AUGAUCGAUGCUCUCGAUAAAGAGCCGGAGGCGCACGUGAAAGCCCUGCACCGCAGCUGCUGGGAUUGUCCCACAAUGUGUUUCUGGCAGAAUCUGGAGACGAUUGUCUCCGACUGCAUCGGCCUGGCCAUCACCAACGACCGGCUGCCGGACGACGGCAUCGACGGCCGACGGGACCGCGGCAUUCUCGUCUGGCAGCGUUAUACUGUCCACCCACGCGCUUUAUGCUGUUUGUACUUGAUGCAGGUCAUGCACCAGCUGCUGGACAAAGAUCUCUACAAAAGCCACCGCAACGGCGCGGGAUUGCCGGCGCUUGUCGGGGAAAUUAGUCUGGAAGACCAGAGAGAAGCCAUCCCGGUGGCCAGAGCGACCGUCGGCGAAGAGAAUAUAGUGAGACCGGCGGAGUCGGAGGACUCUAGCGCCCUGGACGAGGACAACAAGGACUGGGAGAGCAAGCUGCGCUGCACGGUGUUCAAGCCGCGCCGGCGGCACUCCAACCACCUCGCGGGCGGCAUCGACAGCUCCGCGCCGGAGACGACCAGCAGCGACAACAGUCCGACGCUGAUCCGGCGCUUCCCGCGGCUCGGGGCGGGCGCCAAGGGCAACGAGGCCGACAGCGCCAGCAGCGGCGACUCCAGCUCCGACUCGCGCGACUCCUCCUUCCGCCGCGACGACGACCUAAGCCAGUGCGUGCCGGCGCCGCCCAGGGCGGUCGUCCCGGCCCCUGCGCCGGCGGCGGUGCCCGUGGUGGACAGUCUGGCGCGCAGCUCGACGCCCUGCGCGCGCAACGGCAAGCGCAACGCCAAGAAGUCGCCGACGGAGCCCAACCAGCCCAGCGAGGCCAUGGCGCACUUCAUGUUCGAGCUGGCCAAGAGCAUUUUGGUCAAAGCCGGCGGCGAUGUCAGCAACGCGCUGUUCCAGCCGGUGGCCGGGCAGCAACUGGGCCUGCCGCACCGCGAGCUGCACAUGUGCGCCUACCAGAUCGGCCUCUACGCACUCGGUAUUCAGAACUGUGUCAGUCAGAACUGGCAGUCGCGGACUUAUUCCUCGCACGUGUCGUGGAUCACCAAUCAGGCGAUGGAGCUGGGCUUCGAGGCGGUCAACUUCCUGAUCGACACCUGGGAGAGCCACCUGACCCCGUCGGAGGUGGCGGUGCUGGCCGACAAGGCCUCGCGCAGCAGCGACCUUCAAAUGGUGCGCGAGGCGGCGGAGUUGGCGCAGUCGGUGCUGUCGCACUCGUCGGCGCUGAACCCCGCGGAGAUCCAGCGCGCCCUGGCGCAGUGCAAGGAGCAGGACGGGCCCAUGCUGGAGCAGGCGCUGCUGGCCGUCGAGGCCUCGGCGCGCGGCGGCGGCGUCUGUCCCGAGGCGCUCUUCGACGUGGCGCGCAAGUGGUACGACCUCUUCGCCGAGGCCACCGGCGAGCUGCCGCUGCUGGCCAACGCCGCCGAGGACGGCCACAACCCCGCCGUCUUCAGCAACAACCACCUGGACCAUCCCGCGCUGCAUCCGCACCAGAACCUGAUGCCGCUGGCCUACCAGCCGCACCUGCAGCACCACCCGCAGUACUCUUACCACCACCACUACGCGCCCAACCCCGCCGCCGUCCUGGCCGUGCUGCGCCACCACCAUCCCUACGUGCAGCACCACGGACUGCUGCAGCAGCAGCCGCAGCGCCACCCGAUGAAUCCGUAUUACCAGCAGAUGCAGCUGGGCAUGCUCAUACCCGGAGGGAUGCCCGCCGUCGUCCGGCCGCCCAUGCAUCGCUUCGCGCAUCCGCAUCCCUCUUUAUCUGGCAUCCCGGGCCUCAACGGGCUGGUGAUGCCGCCGACGCCGGCGGCGGCCAGCGGCAGUAUUUCGCCGGCGGUGCUGCAGUAUUUGACCUCCGCCUACCGUGUGGGCAUGCUGGCCAUGGACACGCUGGCGCGGCGCCUGCCCGACGGCCACGUGAACAAGUACAGCCGCGCGCCGCCGCACGCCGAGUCCAUCAAGUGGCUGGUGGCGGUGUCGUUCAGGCUGGGCAGUCAGUCGCUGCUGGAGAUGUGCCGCGCCGUGGAGAACACGGUGUCCAGUCCGUCGAUGCUGUGGGAGAUCGCGCGCGCCGCCGCGCUCUUCCUGGCCGACAGCGAGUUCCCGCACCGCGAGAUGCUGGACGCCGACCCGGGCACGCGCGCCGCCUUCCAGCAGCUCCUGCUGGACAAGUACCUGCGCGUGCAGGCCGUGCAGACGCUCAUCAAGAAGAGCACGCAGAUGUUCAACCUGUGCCUGCGCCAGAAGCUCCUCUACAUCGCGCCGGCCGACUACGAGGACUUUCUAAGCACGGUGGAGGAGGCGCGCAAGGUGUACAGCCAGCUGGCCAACGUCAACUGGAGCUUCCAGUUCCACAAUUUGUUGACGGAGAUCCGCGAGCAGCUGGCCGGCAAGCGCGACCUGCUGCAGCGCCUCAACGCCAUCACCGGCCAACACCUCGUCCCCAGCAACGUCAACGGCCAUCCCUGACCGCAAUGCGAGCGUCGAACGCCGCCGUGCUGGUCACUCUUGUUGUUUUUAACUCGUUUUUAACCCCUUUUUACUCUUGUUGUGUCCUCGGGGGACGUUUAAGUCUGCUUGCAGUUUAGCGUUUAACCAGCAGAUUUCAGUUAAUUUCGUGCU
Messenger RNA from Paramacrobiotus metropolitanus, 2649 nucleotides. RefSeq names its product zinc finger SWIM domain-containing protein 8-like. Lineage: Eukaryota; Metazoa; Tardigrada; Eutardigrada; Parachela; Macrobiotidae. Gene Ontology annotation, cellular component: Cul2-RING ubiquitin ligase complex. The coding region runs from base 1 to 2496 and encodes 831 amino acids. The record is from RefSeq and is a predicted model, not a curated record. The transcript has 10 exons.